Molecule: messenger RNA, 3531 nt
Organism: Tachysurus fulvidraco (yellow catfish)
Lineage: Eukaryota; Metazoa; Chordata; Actinopteri; Siluriformes; Bagridae
Gene: susd6
Product: sushi domain containing 6
Exons: 7
Coding region: 234-1298 (354 amino acids)
Source: RefSeq, a predicted model, not a curated record
GCAGUAGGCAGGCUAUAGCGCUGCUGGUCGGCAUUAGCGCGAGCGCGAGCACAGAGCUAGCUGUUUGUUCCGCGCGAAUAAAAACAAACAGAAAACAGGAUAAUAAACAAAUUGUUUUCUUUUUUUUUUUUAAUAACUAAACUUAUACGUAUUGAUACAGACUGGUUUAAUAAGCUCCAUGUCCCGGAAGUGAACUCGAACAGGACGGCUUUCUCUGACCGCAGGGCUAAAAGAUGUGCGAUGGGAUGGCCACACGUUCACACGCUCUGGUGAUCGUGGCACUGCAGCUGCUUCUCUUCCUCACCACGCUCCCCACAGGCCAGGCCUCAGGUUGUUCCAGGCCUUCGUCGGUGCUGCAUGGCCGAGGAAACCUCACAGAGACCAACCGCGGCUCCUUCCCCGUGGGCACGGUGCUGCAGUACAGCUGCGAUUCAGGAUACACACUGAGUGGUGAGAGCGUCAUCACGUGUAUCACACCAGGACACUGGUCUUCUGCCCCACCGCACUGCCUCAGAAACGACGUGUGUCGCCCCCCGAGCGAGCCGGAGAAUGGGGGCUACAUGUGCCACCCCUCGCCCUGCCCCAGACUGACCGAGGGCACAGUGAUAGAGUAUUUCUGUGACGAAGGCUACACGCUGAAAGGAUACAGAUACCACACAUGUAGGAACGGAGACUGGGACUCGGCAGCGCCCAUCAUCUGCCACCUGGGGCAGGGAAAGGAAGAGCGCUCGUCUCUCGGUAUGCCAGCUCUCUCUAUCAUGGCCUCGACCGCCAGCUCUGUCGCACUCAUCCUGCUGCUUGUCGUCCUCUUCGUCCUGCUGCAGCCUAAACUCAAAUCCUUCCAUCACAGCAGACGUGAUCAGGGCGUAUGCGGCCAGGCACCUUCAGUCGUCGUAGAGGGAGUACAGGUGUCUCUUCCUUCGUACGAGGAGGCGGUGUACGGCAGCGGCGGCACAGCGGCUCCUGCCCCGCAGUCCCGCGUAAACAUCGUGCUCUCCGAGGGGCCGCAGACGGAGCCUACUGCUUCAGAGGUCAGCCAAUCCCGAGCCGAGCACAGCCUCCCCUCCACUUCCACUCCUGCACACUCCUGUCAAGCAGAAACCGUGCUUGUUCACCAGGACCCCUCUACCUCCUCUCCAUCCUCAUCCUCCUCCUCCACCUGGGUGUCGGAGCAGCGCGGGGCAGCAGCAGCAGCAGCGCGUAGGCCAAGCAGCACGAGCAGCGACCAGCACAGCCUGCUCUCGCUCACCUCCGUAGAGGAAUAUGGAGACGAUAUCCCUCUGCUGAAGGAGGCCUGAGAGCACACGCUCUGUGGACGACGACCAGGACUGUGUCUCCUUAAGCUUUGUACCAAACCCUUCCCCCAUUGCUGCCGUACAGAACGCAGGAGUAACCAAAUGCCUCUCCACCCACCCACCACCCACCCCUUCAGCUCUCUAUAAACUCUCCGAGUCUGUCUGCACCGCGUGUAACUCGCCUGCCUCAGUGUAAAACCCCACCGUCACCACAUCUUCACAUGCUCCAACCUUCUCCCUCAUAGCACCAUAGCACAGAUGCUCUAGAAUACACAGGACUAUGUAUAAGGCGUACAUAACAGCCCGAAUAACACGUUUAUAAACGCCACCUCUUCCCUCAGCACUGUACUAACAAGUGGCUGCACUCACAAUGCCUCUGUUCUUCUUCUUCUCACACGAUCGCCCCCCAUACUUUCAGUCAGGUUCCGAGGAAACCAUCAGUGACCGUGACCUCUCAGCCACGAGGUCCGCUAAAUCAGGUCGUCUUCAUUUUUUUCUUCUUCUUCUUUUUCUUUUAACGCUGCAUGAUACGUGCACCUCAAAAUCCCAAACGAUCGAGCAAGCGCACACACGAGGACACGCAUGCUUCACAGGACGGCCGGACCAGAGAGAUACAGGGACGAACUGCUUUACGUUGUACUGUACUCAAAGACAUGCUUGCCUUUCUGUUCACCGUGUGUGUGCGUGUGUGUGUGUGUUUUUGGCUUUACAUGUUUGACUGAAUGAAGAGGGCUCAAAUGUGUUUUUUUUUUUUUGUUUUUUUUUUAAUUCAGCGCAAGAUUGUUAUUUUACCUCCUGGUUUUUUUUUUUGUUUGUUUGUUUUUUUAAACCCGAGAGAUUAUCAUUUAUAUCCCACAUCAUAUAUCAUAUCCUAUCAUAUAUCACAUCCUAGAACAAACCUUCAUUCGUCCGUUUGCUUUAAAACGUCUUCGGGUUAUGCGGUUAGUCCGGCCGUGUGCACGAGGAUCACUAAAUGAUCACGGUAAGAUGAGAGAUCAGGAACACUGUCAUGAAAGGGUGGACAGAUCGCUGACUUAGGCAAUGACUUUAUUAUUAUUAUUAUUAUUAUUAUUAUUAUUAUUAUUACAGAACCCUAAAAAAUUUUUUAAAAAAGAAGAAGAGGAACGGUGUGUUUCCGUACGCUAAAUAAUAAUAGCGUACUCCUAAAUACAAACAUUUCCUCUUUUCAGGAUCACAAACCCACGCUGCACCGUGCACAAAAAUAAUGACGCCUUUUCACACGACGUAUUUAUUAGCUCCAGACGACGCUAGUGAUAUUCCCAGAACGUCGACCGGACAAAACGAGGCAGAAGACGACGACGGCGACCGACCGAGACGUCGACGAGGACGAACGUCGUCUUUUACGCGCGAUGACGGAUUACUACGUCACACACGUAGAGAUUUCAGAGAGGAGCAGGAGAGAAUAAAGUCUCGCGCCUCUCAUCCGUCGUCCGAACCGACGUUAAUGAUGCUAGUCAUUUCAGCCUAACGAUUAUUAGACUUUACGCAGUAAUAAACGUAGGAUUUGUCCACCCUUGAACAAAUCUCGCUAAAGCGAACAGCAGCUCGCGGUGAUUUCUGGGCAUUUUUGCAUGCGCGCUUUCUCAUCACACAGUAACUAAUCGCUGAUGGUUGGAAAAGUCGGACUGGAUAAAGACGCAUCAUGAUAUUUCGGCUCGGUUACAGAAACACGAGGGUCGGGUUUGCGCGCUCAGACGUCCUUUUUAUUUAUUGAUUUUCUUUUUCCCGGUCGGAGAUGAACCCGAGCUUUCGCCUUAAUAGACUCGUACGUUUCAUUCUUUUCUUUUUCGUGAGCGUCUUUCUUCCAUCACGGAACGGCCUCGAUUUCGUCCUUACAGCCUCGACAUUUUAUUUCCUAUGCAUCAACAGUCUUACGGCUUUAUCCCAAGGUGUCGGGUUCUUUCUUUCUCCGUCAUUACGACGCCGUUUUCUUCUCCAAAGCCUUCAACAACAAACUCCCCCGUCGGUGACUCCGACGUCCGAAGUUUGCUGCAGGUCUGAAAGUCGGACUUUCUGUCGUUUAAUCGAAGGACACCGUCGUAUGGUGCGACCGUCUCAUCUUACUCUUCUCGGCUGUUCGUUUGUUUGUUUUUUCUCUUCUGUACAUUGCAGUGGGUGUGAAGAUAGUAUUUUAAUAUUUGUAUAAAGUUUAAUUUAAUUCUAAUGUUUGUGUGUAUAUAACUAUUUCUAAUUAAAACUUUCUUUUAAAGUGCAA